Messenger RNA from Episyrphus balteatus (marmalade hoverfly), 3638 nucleotides. RefSeq names its product ubiquitin-protein ligase E3B. The coding region runs from base 157 to 3369 and encodes 1070 amino acids. The transcript is spliced from 13 exons. The record is from RefSeq and is a predicted model, not a curated record. Gene Ontology annotation, molecular function: protein binding; ubiquitin protein ligase activity. NCBI's taxonomy places the organism in Eukaryota, Metazoa, Arthropoda, Insecta, Diptera, Syrphidae. Gene Ontology annotation, biological process: ubiquitin-dependent protein catabolic process; protein polyubiquitination.
AAUUUUGAUUUUCUUGUUUUUUGUCUUAAUUAUUUUCGUAGAAAAAUGAAAAUAGAAGAAAAAUGUUUUGAUUUUUGUUCCUGUUACGAAUUAAAAAUUCAAAAAUAAGAAUUUUACAUUUAUUCAUUACAAAAUUGACGAGAAUCUGACCACAAGAUGUUUGGUCUAGCCGAAUCCCAAAAGGAUUCUUUUUUGGAGCAAACAAAAAAUGCCCGAGAAGAAAGGGCUUUGGAAAAGAAAAGGGAUAAUGCAGCAAUUAGUAUUCAGUCUUGUGUGAGGGGAUUCUUGGCCCGCAAGAAAUAUAAACAAAAGAUUUUAGAUGACUUCGAUAAAAUUGUGACAAAUUUUCAAUCGGAUGAAUGUGACCAAGAGUUGAGUCCUUGCACAGAAGUUUAUGCUGUGGCAAGUUGUUUUUUGACACUGUUCCAACCAAAUGAUUUGGGUCAACGAGAAAGAUUCGAAAGGCUCUGCAGAUAUGUCAACAAAUCAGUUGAGUCGGAAUCAAUGAAAACAAAUUACGCGAGUUUGUGUUUGCAGAAAAACUCAAGCUUGCAAUGGAUCGCACACAUUAAAAAGUUAUUGAACUAUUGCUGCCUGGUCAUGGAAACACUCAAACCAGAAAAUCAUACUGAUAGCAUCUCAUUGACUCUGUAUUUGCACACUUUGAUUGUAUUCACAUCGCCAAGAUCAUGGGCUUUGAUGCACAACAAAAACAUGGAUAAGAUUCAACCAGCUUUACAGAAAAUAUGUUGCAAUAUACAAGGAUAUUUGAUUAAAAAUUCAUUUUUCCAUUCAAUGAGGUGUAUAAUGCUUAAAGGAUGUGUUCGUGAGGAAUUAUCUUUGAAACCAGUUUCAAUUAAAGCAAUCAUCACCUUAUGCACACGGCCACUUAUUGAUGGUGACUUCAGUGAACCAUUGGUUUCGAAAUUUCUAACCGAAAUUUUAUCUAUCCCUGCGUUGAUCUUACAUUUGGAGUCGAAUGCACCACAAUGCGUAACCCAGUUGCAAUCUAUGAAUAUUCUAAAAAGAGCAUUAAAAAUGUCAGAAACUUCUGGUUGGCAUAAAGAGUUUGUCAAGACAUCAUCGGGAACCAAAUCAUUGGCAUUUUUAGGUAAUCUUGUGAACCUUUUCCACAUCGAAAAUACAGACGAAGCUCGUUUGCUAGCAUAUCCUCAAAUGACUGAAGUAACAACUUAUAUUUUGGAAAAAAUCCCAGAAAGUGUUGGUACAAAAGGAGUAUUUUCACAAUGGCAUGAUUUGCUUGGCUGGUAUACACCAUCACAAGACACGGCCCAAAAUCAAAAUGUUCCUUUGUUAAAGAAACAAUUUCACAUGCUUUGGGGUCACAAAUGUAUAAAAUUGCUGCUCGGAGACGUUCUCAAAGAAAUCAAUAAAAACUUUGAACGCCUCGAAUUUCAGCCUCCUCCUCAAAAUUCUAGUAGCAAUUUGUUGCGUCGAGCACUUGAAAGAAGUUCAACCAAAGGAAGUUUAAAUAAAAAUGGAAAACAAUGGAGAAAAUUGGAUUCACCAGAAUUUAUGAUGGUCGCAAAAGUUUGUUCAAUGUUUUUUGCUGCACUAACAACACUAUCACAAUUGAAACUUGACAUUUUAUCAGGAAUAUGUUAUAAUGAUUCAAUACUAUACGAUCUUUGGCAACUUAUUACUUCGGUUGGGCAGUAUUGUGGUAUACGAGAAUUUGCAGAACUUUUAAAAACCGAUCCCACCGGUUCCCAACCCCAAAUUUAUAUGCUUAUGCUGUUUUCGGAUUGUAUGACGCAUUAUGUUACAAUCUUGGACGAGUACGAGAUGUACACAGAACAGAAACCAUUUUUGUUAAAUGACUUUGUUGGAUUGUCGCAUUUCUUAAACAAUUUUUUGUAUAAGAUUAUUCAGGAUAACAUUUUAGAUCGAAAGAACUUGACACAGUUACCGCUUUUUGUAUCAUUGCACACCCUUCUACUCUGCCUUUACCGCAGAGAUUGCCGUAGACCUUUUGCCCUGCCAAAUCAUUGGCUUAUACAAGAAAUCAAACCUUCGCAUUUUCUAGCCGACUUGGAAAAAGGAAAGAAGCAUGCACAAAUUUUAUUACAAAAAAUGCCGCACAUUAUACCCCAUGAAGAUCGAGUAAAGCUAUUUCGUCGAUAUGUACAAAACGAAAAGGCAGUUCUUGGUCUUACUGAAUCAGCAUGUGCAUCGCCAAGAUCAGCUUUAAUCGUCAUACAUAGGGAACGAAUUGUUGAAGAUGGAUAUCGACAGUUGGCAGCAUUACGUGCACAUGCCUUAAAGGGUGUUAUUCGUGUUAGAUUUAUUAAUCAGCAAGGUCUUCAUGAAGCUGGUAUUGAUCAGGAUGGUGUUUUCAAAGAAUUUCUCGAGGAAACUAUCAAAAGGGUCUUUGAUCCAUCAUUAAAUUUGUUCAAAACAACAUCAGAUGAACGGCUUUAUCCAUCUCCGAUAUCAUUUGUCCAAGACAAUCAUUUGCAACUCUUUGAGUUUGUAGGAAGAAUGCUGGGAAAAGCUGUUUAUGAAGGAAUAGUUGUUGAUGUUCCAUUUGCAUCGUUCUUUUUGUCACAACUUCUGGGUCAAACUCAACAAGCUCUUUAUUCUUGCAUGGAUGAAUUGCCAUCUUUAGAUAAUGAACUCUACAGAAGCUUAACUUUUAUAAAACACUACAAACAAGAUGUAUCAGAUUUGAAUCUGGUUUUCUCGGUUGAUCAAGAUGUUAUGGGAAAGAUUGUUACUCAUGAGUUACAUCCUGGUGGAAAAGGACGUGGUGUUACUGAUCAUAAUAAAAUCAUAUACAUCCAUUAUAUGGCCUACUUUCAUAUGCAUACGCAAAUACGUGAACAAACAGCUGCUUUCAAUCGUGGAUUCCGUAGCAUUGUUAACCCCGAAUGGUUGUCUCUAUUUUCUGCCCCUGAACUGCAAAGACUUAUAUCCGGGGAUACGGUUCCAUUAGAUUUGAGAGACUUGCGCAAGCAUACACAAUAUUAUGGAGGAUUUCAUGAUUCUCAUCGGGUCGUUGGAUGGCUAUGGGAUAUUUUAGCUAAAGACUUUACAGAAGAGGAACGAAAAUUAUUUUUAAAGUUUGUAACAAGUUGCUCGAAACCACCUUUACUUGGAUUCGCACAUUUGGAGCCUCCAUUUUCAAUACGUUGUGUUGAGGUAGGCGACGAUGAAGACACUGGCGAUACCAUUGGAAGUGUUAUUCGUGGCUUUUUUACAAUUCGCAAAAAAGAUCCUCUCAAUAGACUUCCAACUUCUUCGACUUGUUUUAAUUUACUAAAAUUACCAAACUAUCAAAAGAAGUCCACACUUAGGGACAAGCUUCGCUAUGCUGUUUGUAGUAAUACUGGAUUUGAACUUUCAUAGUCGUGCAAUAGAGAAAAAGUAUUUGGACACAUCUUGUUGAUUUUUUCUCAAAAAAAGACACUGCAUGUCUUCUUGUUUGGACAUAAUCUACUCAUAAAAUUAUUUAUUAAUAAUAACAUUAUAAUAUGAAUGUACAUAUUGGUUAUGUAUCUGUGAUAGAUUAAAUUGUGUUAUUAAAAGUGAAUGUAUAUAAAAGAUUACAAAAUAUGUUUGUAAGGAUAAAAUUUAAAAAAAAUUGUAGGUAUACAUAAUUAUAUAAGCAAAUAAUA